CAACGGAAUUCGCCCGAACAGCUUCACCACCACAAACCUUGAUCAAUACCACUUCUUGAUCUCCGUUCUUUCAUAUAUCUGUUCACACUACAAUGCCAAUGAUCAUCCCUCAAGUCGCCGACGCCGGUGCUGCUGUCGAAGAUGCUAACGUUCUUGGAUACAACCCCUUGAUCCCUCCGUCACUCCUUCAGCACGAGCUCCCCGCCUCCGAGCAGUCCAGGGCUACCGUCGUUGCUGCCCGCCAGGAGGCUGUUCGUGUCAUCAAGAAGCAGGACGACCGUCUCCUCGUCGUUGUCGGCCCCUGUUCCAUUCACGACCCUGCUACCGCUGUCGAAUACUGUGAGCGCCUUUUGAAGGUCCGGGAAGAGCUCAAGGAUGACCUUCUCAUCAUCAUGCGUGCCUACCUCGAGAAGCCCCGUACCACCGUCGGAUGGAAGGGUCUCAUCAACGACCCCGACUUGAACGGCUCCUACGAGGUCAACAAGGGUCUUCGCAUCUCUCGCGGUCUUUUCUGCCAGUUGACCGGUAUGGGAAUGCCCAUCGCUUCCGAAAUGCUCGACACCAUCUCUCCUCAGUUCUUGGCUGAUCUCCUCUCUCUCGGUGCUAUCGGCGCCCGUACGACCGAGUCGCAGCUCCACCGUGAGCUCGCUUCCGGUCUCUCCUUCCCCAUCGGAUUCAAGAACGGUACCGACGGCUCUAUCGACAUCGCUGUUGACGCCAUUCGCGCCGCUGCUCACCCUCACCACUUCCUCGGUGUUACCAAGCAGGGUCUCGCCGCUAUCACCAUGACCAAGGGUAACGAUGCUUCCUUCGUUAUUCUCCGUGGUGGUAAGGCUGGACCUAACUACUCUGCUGAGCACUGUAAGGCAGUCCGUGAGAAGCUCGCCAAGGCCAAGUUGCCCGAGGUUAUGAUGAUCGACUGCUCUCACGGUAACUCCAGCAAGGACCACAGAAACCAGCCCAAGGUUGCCGGCAACAUUGCUGAGCAGAUUGCUGCCGGUAACGACUCUAUUGUCGGUGUCAUGAUUGAGUCCCACAUCAACGAGGGUCGUCAGGAUGUGCCUGCUGAGGGUCCUUCCGGUUUGAAGAAGGGUGUCUCCAUCACUGAUGCCUGUAUCGACUUCGAGUCCACCGUUACUGUGUUGCAGAACCUUGCCGCGUCCGUUCGCGCGAGAAGGUCCGCGACCAACGGGAAGGCCUAAAUUGUUCGUUUUCUUUGUUGAUCAUCGGUUAGUUAUCUUGUUUGGAGUUAUUGUUUCUGGUUCAACGAAAAAUGGGGUGUGUUUGAUUAUGUGGACAUGGUGAAAGUGGACUGGGAU
Messenger RNA from Saitoella complicata NRRL Y-17804, 1319 nucleotides. Its product is annotated as phospho-2-dehydro-3-deoxyheptonate aldolase, phenylalanine-inhibited. Gene Ontology annotation, molecular function: 3-deoxy-7-phosphoheptulonate synthase activity. The record is from RefSeq and is a predicted model, not a curated record. Gene Ontology annotation, cellular component: cytoplasm. Bases 93 to 1202 code for a protein of 369 amino acids. Gene Ontology annotation, biological process: aromatic amino acid biosynthetic process. NCBI's taxonomy places the organism in Eukaryota, Fungi, Ascomycota, Saitoellomycetes, Saitoellales, Saitoellaceae. The transcript has 2 exons.